UUUAGGUAGUCAUCAGAAAUCAAGAUUUGACUCAAAAGCAUUUGUAUGGAGACAGUGUCAAGGUCAACUCGCUGACUUAGUCUUUGAGGGAGAAAUGGAGAGAUUUUUCAAGUGGCAUGCAAAUGCCUCAAUGAAUCAUUAACUCUGUGAAAUACCAAUUUCUUUUUAUAACUCAUCUGGGAUGCUGGACUUAGCUCAAAAUAAACAGAGGACAGCUCUGAUGCUUUUUUAAAACCAGCAGUCACUUAAAACUACAAAUGGGGUCUCGGGUCAAAGAUAAGGAAGUAAGGUUUUUUUGACCCUAUCUGUCUGCUGAUCGGGAACUGUAAAUGUCCACAAACCUUGUGUUAUGUUGCUUAAAAAGAACACUCCAGAUUCUGUUUGGAUUAUACAGUUAAAAGAGCGAACUGUCUCCAACAAUAUAUCAGAGAUCUGAACUUAAAGACAAGAAAUGAGUUCUUUGGAAAAGAAUUGUGUUCCUUCAUCCUCCAGAAUAGAACGUCUUCAGCAGUGGCAGCAAUCUUAUCCCAGUGAUUUGAGCUGUCCUAUCUGUCUCCAAACCGCUAAUUUCCCUGUAGAAACCAACUGUGGACAUUUCUUUUGUGGUUACUGUCUAAUUCAAUACUGGAAACAUGGGUCUUGGCUGAGUGCAAUCAACUGUCCACUUUGCAGGCAAAAAGUUGUUUUUUUGUACACCUGUUCUGAAAACCAGCCUGACAAGAAAAACAAGCAAACUUUCUAUGACAUCAGAACUUACAACAAACGCUUCUCAGGACUCCCUCAGUCUUUUAUAGAUCAUCUUUAUGACAUGCCACUUCUUCUCCUUGUUAUCCUAAGAGGAAUCUUCACUCUAACUGCCCUUGUGUGGAUCUUUCUCUUCAGAGUUGUCAUCUGUUUUUUUGGAACCAUCAUGUGCUCAACCUGCCCACCUGAAGGGAUGCCUGAACCUCUCUGUGGAAUAUUGCAGACAGCUGAUAACUUAGCUGUCAUGCUCUUACUUUUGAUUAGCUUUAUAAACAUUUGCCCUCAAAUGGAAUCAGAAGGUGCAAAUAGGACUAUCUCUAGGGAAUAAAACAUUACCUUGGCAUCAUAAGAGAGGGAACUGCAUUGUCUCUGAAAGGUCAAAAUUAACCAGCCGUGAUACAUUUAUAAUGGACUGAUAGUGGACUUAGUUUUAAAAAGUGAUUAAAAAUGAUAAAGAAUAUAUUGGCUGGAUGCUGUUAUGCUAAUAAAGGACUGAAAACCCAGUGAGGUCUCUGAGUCUUUAAAAAGGCAUUGCUGUUGUUUUAAGAAUAUAUUUUAGGGUAUCUUGGGGACGACUGAAUAAUUGAUAUAUCUCUGAUUAGGACAUUGAUGCUGGUAGUUAGAAGCAGGCACAGAAAUUAGGAAGCAGAAGGUACUGAGAAAAUGAGGAAGUGGCAGUACUAGAUAAAGUUUAUCUAAGUCUAGAUGUUAAUAGAGUAGAGUUGCGUAGAGUAGAAUAGAGUACUAC
This is a messenger RNA of Notechis scutatus (mainland tiger snake), 1492 nucleotides long. RefSeq names its product E3 ubiquitin-protein ligase RNF170-like. Lineage: Eukaryota; Metazoa; Chordata; Lepidosauria; Squamata; Elapidae. The record is from RefSeq and is a predicted model, not a curated record. Gene Ontology annotation, molecular function: ubiquitin protein ligase activity.